This is a messenger RNA of Propithecus coquereli (Coquerel's sifaka), 2075 nucleotides long. RefSeq names its product chromosome unknown open reading frame, human C6orf47. Lineage: Eukaryota; Metazoa; Chordata; Mammalia; Primates; Indriidae. The transcript is spliced from 3 exons. The coding region runs from base 432 to 1313 and encodes 293 amino acids. The record is from RefSeq and is a predicted model, not a curated record.
UCCGCGGCUCCUGGCGGCUCCGCGAGGCCGCGGCCCCACCGCUGGGCCCGGGAAGGGCCCCCGCGCACAGCGCCUGGACUCGUGGGUCCCCUGGGCAGCUGUUUAAGACUCCCCAUAUCCAGGAGCACCCAGGACCCGGGGCCACCUUUCUGCCUUCCUUCUUGGAUGGAGCACCGCCUCCCCAGUUUCUGGGGCAUCUGGCAUCUCGAGGCGUGGCCUUGCUGAAAAGCAAACAAGCCACUUGCCACACUGGAGACUGCAUAGCCAUUUAGGGAAGUGAGGAGCCGCUUCUGAAUUCAGAAUAGGACGGCAUCACCAAGCAGAUACCUAUUCCGAGCUGGAAAAGACUCUGGCUUCUGAGGAGACCCUGAGAGUCUAAGCAGUGCUGGGAAGCAGCCCCGGUAUUUGGGGGCUCGUUACACACCCCAAUCAUGUUCCUGCGACAGCUUGGUGGCUGGCUACCUCGCCCCUGGGGCCGCCGGAAACCAAUGAGGCCUGACCCACCUGCCCCAGAACCCAGACGGGUGGACAGCUCCCCUGAGAAUUCAGGGAGUGACUGGGAUAGUGCCCCAGAAACCAUGGGAGAUGUGAGGCCUCCCAAGACUAAGGACUCAGGGGUUCUGGGGAGCUCUGGGGCUGCUUCAGAACCACACAGGGAGCCCCAAGUUGAGCAACUGGGGAGCAAAAGAAUGGAUUCCCUCAAGUGGGACAAGGCUGUCUCUAGCACUGAAGAGUCUGGGAGACUGGAGGCCGGAGGAUCCAUUCCCAAACUCGGAUGGGAUCAUGUGGAUUCAGGUGGCACCAGGAGACCUGGGGUGUCCCCUGGUGGGGGACUGAGUGCCCCUGAGCCUGAAGUCCCAGUGGAGAAACCUGGCCGGCGUCAGAAGCUGCUGGGCUGGCUGCGGGGGGAACCAGGGGCUCCCCCACGGUACUUGGGGGGCCCAGAGGAGUGCCUGCAGAUCUCCACCAACCUGACUCUGCAUCUGCUGGAGCUGCUGGCCUCAGCCCUACUGGCGCUGUGCUCACGGCCGCUGUGGGCAGCCUUGGACGCACUCGGCCUGCGCGGACCGCUGGGCCUUUGGCUGCACGGGCUUCUGUCCUUUCUGGCUGCCCUACAUGGGCUCCAUGCCGUGCUGAGCCUGCUUACUGCCCACCCCCUGCACUUUGCCUGCCUCUUUGGCCUCCUACAGGCCCUGGUGCUGGCUGUCAGCCUCCGGGAGCCCAGUGGGGAUGAGGAGGCCACUGACUGGGAGAAUGAGGGGUUGGAAAGGGAGGGUGAGGAGCAGAGGGGAGACCCAGGAAAGGGGCUGUGACCGUGGGGUGGGGUGGGGGAAACGGGUGAAGACAGCGUGGCCUUUAGAGGGAGAGUGUGGGGUAUGACCCAGAUUGUAAGCAUAGGGACCUCAGGGAUGGGGAAGAAACUCCAGAAUAUGAGGGCACAGGGCCUCCCUUUAUAUACAGGAGAACAGAGCUAUUCUGGGUGUCUGUGUUUAUGGACAUCCUUGGGGCAUCGCCCUGGGAUUCACCAGCUGUUAUUACUUCUUGCUUUUACAUUUCUCUCACCUCAAGUUUUUUUUUUCCACCUCCACUUUUUAAAAGCCAAAAAUAGUAACACCAACAACAAAAUAGUGUGGUGGUAGAGAAUAAAGACCAAAGGGUCCUCUCUAAUUUUCAAAACUCCCUAGGGGUGGAGGAGACCAGAGGCAGAUAGACAGACUUCUGUGGUAAGAGGGUGGUUGGGAGACCUGACCCAAGGGAUCCCUUGGAUCUUGGGACCUGAGCCAUCUAGGGAAGAGUGGGGCUGCUAGACAAGGGGAUUAGCAGGUCUGGAUGGGGGCCCACAGGUGACAGGGAGCCUGCAGGGAGUGUCUGGUGCUCAUGGGAGCCACAGGGAGUGGGGAUAGUGCAGGCAGAACUGGCAGGAGGGCCAGCUUAGAAGGGUUGGCAGCUCAGACAAGCAGUGUAGGGGAAGCACUGAAGCCUAUAGUCCCCACUUGGGGGCUAGGGGUUUGCUCACUCAGCAAUAAAUAAUUGUGUCACACCAAAUCCUAAAUAUAUUGUUAUAAAGUGAGAGU